AUCAGGAUGGUGGGGCUGGGGGACUGGGUCUUCUAGGGACUGGGGGCCAAAGGACUGGCCACCUGGGACUGUGAGGGAUGUGGAAAGAGUUGAAGCCUGAUGCCUGUGGCCCUCAGGGAGGUCACUGGUAGGGAACCUGUUUUCCUGGACUCCCCCCAAAAGUCCAGGCACUGAAAGAGCAGAUGGUUCUCAGAGCCGCUCCUUAAAUCCCCUGCACAGGGAGCUUUCUCCUAGUCUACAUCCUUAUGCUGUUCUUCGUCGAGAUUCCUCUGCUCCUGCUGGAGAUAGCGGCUGGUCAGAGGAUGCGCAAGGGCAGCAUUGGCGUGUGGAAGGUCAUCAGCCCCUGGAUUGGUGGUGUGGGGUACACCAGCUUCAUGGUGUGCUUCAUCGUGGGCUUGUACUAUAGUGCGUACGUAGCUUGGUGUCUCUUCUGUUUGGUUCAGUCUUUCCAGUCGCCAAUGCCUUGGGCAUUGUGCCCCUUGCUGAAGAACUCCAGUAAUUUUGAUCCCAAAUGUGCACGGACAAAACCCACCAUCUACUUCUGGUACAAGCAAGUCUUGAAGGCCACGGAUGAAAUGGAGGUUGGCGGGCUGCCCGUCAUGCAUCUCAGUGUCUCUUUCUUUGUGACCUGGUUACUUGUCUGCAUCUCCAUGAUCAAAGGGCUCAGGUCCACCAGUAAGAUGCUGUAUGUCUCGGUACUCCUUCCCUACAUCAUCCUCUUCUGUGUCUUUAUCCGGAGCCUCAUGCUGAAAGGGGCAGAAUAUGGUCUCAAGAGAUUGUUGGCUGCCAAGGUGAGGUGCUUCUACCUUUUAAUCCUUGUCUCCCAAUGGGGGUGUCAGGGACAGUAUGGCUACCUGUCUGGUACAGGCCCUCCUAGCUCCUGCUUUCACUCCCUUCUUCUCAUCUUCCAUCCCCCCCACCCCCCACUUUACAUCCUGAUUCGCUCAGCCCUUCUCCCCCUAGGUGCCAGCCCUGUACUCUCUGUCAGUGUGGCUCCGCACAGGGUACCAGGUCUUCCUGUCCAUGGGCUCCGGCUUGGGUAGCUUCACUGCCAUCAGCUCCUACAUAUCCCGGUCCAACAAUUGCGUCAUGGAUGCCGUUGCCGUGGCUCUGCUCAACCUGCUUACCUCAGUGAUGGCCACGGUGUUUGUAUUUGCCAUAAUGGGCCACCUGGCCACACAGGCCAAUGAACAGUGUUUCGUGAGGUGAGCCCCGUCUUUCACAGGGCCAUCAUCACAAAUAGCGAAGUCUUAGGAGUAGCUCACAGACCUCCAGCCUAGGGCCCCCGUCUCUCAGGGAUGCUGGCUCAAUCAAUACAGGUCCCUCAAGUGGGAGCGUCCUAAACCUUAGGGACACUUAAGUCUCUGUAUCUCUUUAAGAGCUGCCUGUCUAAACUAGAAAACCCCCAAACUUGGAGGUUUUUAAAGGUGUGUUUGCCUGUUCACCCCAUUCUUAAACUGGAGAUGACCAUGGAAGAAUUAGGGGAUCCCUUCAGCUGAACUAUCAGACCAAAAACAUGGGGGGCCCACAGCACAAGAGCCUCCGUUGCCUCUCCUCUAUUUUCUUCUCCUGUGGUAUUCAUUUCAAAAAUACUCAUCAGAUAUUUAUUUAUAUAACAUCUCCUAUCCACCAACCCUGUGUGGAGCUGUGGAAACACAGCCAAUGGUGAAUCAGACCAUCUUCCUGCCUUUGGGAAAAUCACAGUCUUCUGAAGAAGCAGAUGCUAAACAGAUCAUCACAAACUAGAUAAUAACUGACCAUAGGGAUGAUGAGGACAUAGAGGAGGGAGCUUCUGACUUCCUGGGGGUAGUCAGAGAAAGCUUCCUGGUAGAGGCAAUUCUGAGCUGACGUUGUCUCCUGACAAAUAACCAGUGCUCAUAUUCUUUCAAAUAUUAUGUACUUAUAGACUGAUAUAUAAAGAUAGACCAUUUUUUAAACAAUUGGAUCAUAGUAUACUACUUUCUGCAACUACUUGAUUUGGCCUUAUAAAUAUAAAUUUUUUUAAAUAUUUUAUUUAUUUUUAGAGAGAGGGGAAGGG
Messenger RNA from Phyllostomus discolor (pale spear-nosed bat), 2038 nucleotides. Its product is annotated as orphan sodium- and chloride-dependent neurotransmitter transporter NTT5-like. The record is from RefSeq and is a predicted model, not a curated record. Gene Ontology annotation, biological process: sodium ion transmembrane transport. Bases 246 to 1043 code for a protein of 265 amino acids. Gene Ontology annotation, cellular component: membrane. NCBI's taxonomy places the organism in Eukaryota, Metazoa, Chordata, Mammalia, Chiroptera, Phyllostomidae. The transcript is spliced from 4 exons.